UCUCACUGUGAAACUGCCUCUUGGAACAAGACUGAAGAGGGUAAAAGCUCUGGGUAAAGAUGGUGUAGUUGGGAGGGCGCUCACAACAACAACCCCAGAUGCAGUGUUGGUGCAGAUAUCAACACCAGCAAACACGGAUUCCAUCUUUGAAGUGACGUAUUUUGACUCCACUGGGGAAAUGUCAACGAUGCUGGCGGAUUGUUUCAGUGCAGUAACUCAAAGUGGGCGGGAUCGUCACCCAAGAGCUGUGAAAGAACCAGACCAGUGGGCGCUUUGGGACUUUGAGGAGGUUUCUCUUGAACAGUUCAUUCCAGGACCGACAUCGACUCCAUGUAAUGAAGAAGGCACGACAGCAGUAACAACGCAGGUGACGUUUGCUGACUCUCAAAUCUUUGAGUUGUGGGGAUUUGAUGAAAUUCCUGAUGGACCGUACACUGGCGACCAAACCACAGCUCCUCACACCACAUCAGCAUCCUGUGCUACCUCAACGAUCAGCACAACAACCAAGACCAGUGCCGCUACCACUACAAGCGAUGCCCCGACGACCACGUCACCAUCCUGUGCUACCUCAACGACCAGCAUCAGCACGACAACCAAGACCAGUGCCGCUACCACAAGCGCUGCCCCGAUGACCACGUCAACAUCCUGUGCUACCUCAACAACAACCACGACCACCACCAGCGCCGCCCCUACCGUCACCCAAACCAGCAGCGCUGGCCCAACCAGCACUAGCGCCGCUCCAACAACGACGACGACCACCAGUGCCGCUCCGACGACCACCACCAGCCCUCCAACCACCAGCGCCGCCCCUACCGUCACCCCGACCAGCAGUGCCGGCCCGACCAGCGCCGCCCCUACCGUCACCCCAACCAGCACCACCAGCGCCGCUCCUACCGUCACCCCGACCACCAGCGCCGGCCUGAUCAACACCACCAGCGCCGCCCCUACCGUCACCCCGACCAGCGCCGCUCCAACAACAACGACGUCGACGACCACCAGCGCCGCUCCGACGACCACCACCAUCAGCGUCACCCCAACCAGCAGCGCUCCUACAGUCACCCCGACCAGCAGCGCCGGCUCGAUCAGCACCACCAGCGCCACCCCGACCAGCAGCGCCGGCCCGACCAGCACCGCCCCUACCAUCACCCCGACCAGCAGCGCCGGCUCGAUCAGCGCCGGCCCGAUUAGCACCACCAGUGCCGCCUCUACCGUCACCCCAACCAGCAGCGCAGCCCCUACCGUCAGCACCACCAGCACCGUCCCUACCGUCACCCCGACCAGCACCACCAGCGCCGCCCCUCCCGUCACCCCGACCAGCACCAUCAGCGCCGCCCCUACCGUCACCCCGACCAGCACCACCAGCGCCGCCCCUACCGUCACCCCGACCAGCACCACCAGCGCUGCCCCUCCCGUCACCCCGACCAUCAGCGCCGGCCCGAUCAGCACCACCAGCGACGCCCCUACCGUCACCCCGACCAGCACCACCAGCGCCGCCCCUACCGUCACCCCGACCAGCAGCGCCGGGCCCGACCAGCACCACCAGCGCCGCCCCUACCGUCACCCGACCAGCACCACCAGCGCCGCUCCUCCCGUCACCCCAACCAGCAGCGCCGGCCCGAUCAGCACCACCAGCGCUGCCCCUACCGUCACCCCGAUCAGCAGCGCCCGGCCCGAUCAGCACCACCAGCGCCGCCCCUCCCGUCACCCCAACCAGCAGCGCCGGCCCGAUCAGCGCCUCCCCUACCGUUACCCCGACCACCAGCACCGGCCCGACCAGCACCACCAGCGCUGCCCCUACCGUCACCCCGACCAGCACCACCAGCGCCGCCCCUCCCGUCACCCCGACCAGCAGCGCCGGCCCGAUCAGCACCACCAGCGCCGCCCCUACCGUCACCCCGACCAGCAGCGCCGGCCCGAUCAGCGCCUCCCCUACCGUCACCCCGACCACCAGCGCCGGCCCGACCAGCACCACCAGCGCUGCCCCUACCGUCACCCUGACCAGCACCACCAGCGCCGCCCCUCCCGUCACCCGACCAGCAGCGCCGGCCCGACCAGCAGCGCCCGCCCCGACCAGCACCACCAGCACCGCCCCUACCAUCACCCCGACCAGCACCACCAGCGCCGCCCCCCGUACCAUCACCCGGCCCGACCAGCACCACCAGCGCCACCAGCACCCCCUACCCCCGACCAGCACCACCAGCGCCGCCCCUCCCAUCACCCGACCAGCAGCGCCGGCCCGAUCCAGCACCACCAGCGCCGCCCCUACCGUCACCCGACCAGCAGCGCCCAGCACCACCAGCGCGCCCCCGACCAGCACCACCAGCCACAGCGCCGGCCCAAUCAGCACCACCAGCGCCGCCCCUACCGUCACCCGACCAGCAGCGCCGGCCCAAUCAGCACCACCAGCGCCGCCCCUACCGUCACCCCGACCAGCAGCGCCGGCCCGACCAGCACCACCAGCCCCGCCCCUACCGUUACCCCGACCAGCACCACCAGCGCCGCCCCUCCCGUCACCCCGACCAGCAGCGCCGGCCCAAUCAGCACCACCAGCGCCGCCCCUACCGUCACCCCGACCAGCAGCGCCGGCCCGACCAGCACCACCAGCCCCGCCCCUACCGUUACCCCGACCAGCACCACCAGCGCUGCCCCUCCCGUCACCCCAAGCAGCAGCGCCGGCCCGAUCAGCGCCUCCCCUACCGUUACCCCGACCACCAGCACCGGCCCGACCAGCACCACCAGCGCUGCCCCUACAGUCACCCCGACCAGCAGCGCCGGCCCGAUCAGCACCACCAGCGCCGCCCCUACCGUCACCCCGACCAGCACCACCAGCGCCGCCCCUCCCGUCACCCCGACCAGCAGCGCCGGCCCGAUCAGCACCACCAGCGCCGCCCCUACCGUCACCCCAACCAGCACCACCAGUGCCGCCCCUCCCGUCACCCCGACCAGCAGCGCCGGCCCGACCAGCACCACCAGCGCCGCCCCUACCGUCACCCCGACCACCAGCGCCGCCCCAACAACCGCCUCAAACUCGACUGCCUCAACCACCACCACCAGUUCCUCGACGACCACCACCUGCGCCCAGACAACAACCGCUGCCCCGACAACAACCAGCACCACCAGGGCCCCGACGACGACAACCAGGGCCACAACAACCACCACCUGCGCCGAUGAGUAACAGCACCCCUAGAAUAGUGAUGCCUCCCUCACUGUAUUGUUUGUAAUAAACCGAAGCUUUGUUAUAUCA
Messenger RNA from Siniperca chuatsi (mandarin fish), 3244 nucleotides. RefSeq names its product flocculation protein FLO11-like. The transcript is spliced from 5 exons. NCBI's taxonomy places the organism in Eukaryota, Metazoa, Chordata, Actinopteri, Centrarchiformes, Sinipercidae. Bases 179 to 3175 code for a protein of 998 amino acids. The record is from RefSeq and is a predicted model, not a curated record.